AUGUUCACAGACCGGAACGAGGGCAGUGGCAAGCACACCACUAGACCGGGCGUUGCCCGGCGCUCCCUGCUGCCUUUGUCCCUCCCUGCAGAAUUGGAACCCAACAACCGCAGCGCGCUCUCGGAACCAUGUUGGCGGGUCCCGCCCCUGUCACGUGAAUGCGCGCGCCUCUCUUCCUGCUUUCCUGACCCUCUCCGCCAUUUAAAGAAACAGUACCGGGGGCGGGCCGAGCGACGCAGCCCGGACGAAGCCCUGGCGCGCCCUCCCCCCCUCCCCGGUCUGGUAGGGCGAAGGAGUGGGCGCGCGGUCGAUCGAGCGAUCGGUUGGCGGCUCUUUCUCCUGCUCUGGCAUCCAGCUCUUGGGGCGCAGGCCCGGCCGCCGCGGCGCGCGCCCGGUGGCCGUUGGCGCUCGCGCCGCGUCUUUCUUCUCGUACGCAGAACUCGGGCGGCGGCCUAUGCGUUUGCGAUCCGGCGAGGAGUCGUCCGGGUGGUCGGUGGCGGGGGGCAGCUGCUCCGCCCCGCUCCGGGGGAGGCAGCGGCGGCAGCGGGAUUUGGCGCGGCCGGGGAGGCGGGGGUGGCCGGGGCCGGCCUGGAGGCCUGGCGCCACCCUUCCGGACCUGGAAGGACCCAGUUGGGGGGGCAAGAGGGGGCCGGAGGAUGGUUGGUGGUGGGCUUUCUACUUUGCCUUUUCCUCCUCAUGCCGCCUUAGUGAGGGGCGGGAGGUCUGGCGGCAGCUCCGGGGUGGGAAGAAGCGCUCCGGAGUCGGAAGACCUGAGUUUGCUUCCGGGCCUAGCCACCAGUUGGCCGAGUGACCUUAGGCAAGUCACUCUGUAAUUUGUCUGCGCCUCAGUUUCCUCCUCUGCCUGUCAAUGUGUGUGGAAUUGAAAGUGCUUUGUAAACUACAAAGCGUUGGUUGUACGUAAAGGAUUAUUGUUUGUGAUGUUUUUGAGUUGUAAGAGAACUUAGAAAUUAUUCAAUCCUUGUAUUUUGAACCUGAGGACCUUGGAUUGGAGUUGGAGGUUCCCAAACUCCCUGAAAUUGUAUGCAGAAAUUUUUGGGAAUUUGCGUUUUAGGGGAAUAAUGAUCCAUCGCUAGCAAGUUUCAAAGGGGGCCGUGAUGCGGAAGAGUUAACAACAACGAUUCCUUUAUGCCACAGGGAGGAAACUGAGGCCUAGAUGUCAUUUGGGACCCUUCACAACCAAUUUAAGCCCUUGUUUGAGUCCCUGGGAUAUGUGAGCAGUUUCUAUGCAUAACGAAUGGAUAUUGGGGUAACAGCACUCCCCUGCUUGGCUUUUAUUCUGUAUCCUUUCCUUUCCUUUAACCACGGGGUGCCUGAAAAGUGGCUGAUGCAUAUGGUACAAGGGCACCCAAUAUAAAGCAGCUACAAUUAGAUGUGGAUGUGUUCUCUAGUAUCAGGAAGCUUAUUUAAUUUUUGGCCCAGCUACUCUUUUUGCUGCUUGUACCAGUGCCAGUCAACUUUUCUGACCCUUUAACCAUUUUCCACAACCGCGGUUCCCAUCCAUUACUUGCUCUUAUUUUGUAUCCCUAGUCUGUGUGGUUGGUAGUGAACAGGCUUAUUUUUAAAUGGUGCUGCCAAGCCCAGCUAAUUAAUGGUGCAGUGUGGAUUUUUAGCAAGUGGACUCACUGGAACAGACUAAACCAGACAUGGAAUUCCUGAAGAUGUUUGGGGUUUUUUAUUAAUUGAAGGUUGACAUUUUCUGGAGAGUUUUGUUAGAUCUCCUACAGAAACUCAAAAUCAGUAGAUUCGGAAGUGAUUCACAACUUUUCCCAGCCUGCCUUGUACUCCAUUUGCUUGCAAGUGUGAUACUAAGAUGGCCAAAAUGCCAGUUUUUGCUUCUUUGUUAGUUGUCAGCUGCUUUUAUUAAGUUCCAGGCCAUUAUCCAGCAAGCACUAAAAAUGUUUGAACAGUUGCAUUUCAGACAUUUUCAUUUUGUGGAGUGGUGCUUACACAAAGUGGUACAACUCUAAGCAAGUGUACAGACACAUUUUAAGUGUAUUUUGUCUGAUUAGAUGUUAGUCAAUUAUACUGUUUUAUUCAAAUGUUUGAAAAAAUCAAUUGACUAUUCCCUUUAAACUAAAGGGCAGAGACAAAUAAUCUCACUUCCAGAGAAAUGACUGUUGGGAGAAAAAUGUGUUGGUCUUUUAGCUCUUUUAUAAUUAAAUCUGGAUGUACCUCAAAAGAAUCUUUAAGACUGUGGUGAUAAGAUGCUUUUCUCAGAUGAAAGGAGGCAAAAUACAACUGGAACUCAGAAGCUUGAAAUUCUUUGUUAAAACAAGAUGUCCAGGAUUGGAAGUUGAAAAAGUUUCACUACAGUGUUCUGCACUAGUUCAAGCAAAUGUCUUUCAGUGUAGCCACAGCCAUGGACUCCAGAUUUCCAGAUUUUCAAGAACUGGACCUCUUUCAGCCUGAAAGAGCUUGUCAGAAUGUGGCAGGAACACUGGAGGUAGAUUACCUUUUAUUUUUUAAUUUCGGUACUGUUGACCUUGCUGUGAGAAGAGAGGCAACAACUGAGCAAGCACUGCCACCAGCGCUGUUACUGGGAAUUAGAAGACCUGAGUUUCUGCCCAGACCCUCAGUGCAAACUGAGGAUGCUCCAUCCAAAGUGAAUUACGAUAGCAAACUCCUUGAAAGCAAGGGCCUUGUUUAAUGCAUCUUUGCCCGUACAUACCACCACCUAUGUUGAAGCAUUUAUUAGAAAGGAGGAGUUUAGAGUGCAGGCUGUCUCAGAAUAAGCACUCAUCCUGAGCCUCCUGAUUGCUGAGUUUUCACCUGGACCUUCUGAUACCUUCCUUGUACUAUUCCAUCAGCCUACAGAUCUGGUACCUGGAUUUUUGCCCAUGGUGAUUCUGACCACCUUACUACUGAUGAAGACACCAUUGCAGUGAACCACUGUGACCCAAGAGACAUUCAGCCAUUAUGAUGUGGCCUUUACCUCCACUCCUGUCCUGUUCUACCCAGCACAGCCCUUUUUAAUGAAGUCAGAGUCCUCGAGCCAAAUAGUUGAAGCUAUUUUAUCACAACAAAGGCCUAGUUUGUUCCAUGAGUGUGCAUUUCAUUUCUUCAGUUAAAGCCUUCAGAGACACACAAUAAAUUUGGACCAAGGGGUUUUUAGUUACUAAAGCUGUCUGAAGAAAGGCAACAUACAUCUCUUUGAGAACAGAAUUGGACCAUACCCCACAAUCACAAAUGAUUAAAGUUUGUGAACUGUCUAGGAUCCCAUCAAGGUCACUGGACUCUGUUUUUCUACUUCAAAUCUGUAGUAGCCUACUGAAUGAGAAAGCAUUCUGACCCAUUUGGGAUCAAAACAAAGGCACAGUGAACUCCUCAUAAGCAUCUUUGGGAUUACUCAGGAACCAGAACUUUUCACACAAAUGUAAGAAAUUCUGCCAAGGAAUCCCUUUACCUAACAGCAUCUCACAAGUCUCCAAUCAGAUGCCAGGAAAGGCCUCUUGAUACAUCAAGCAUUUUGUGAACAACUUAUUCUUAGAUCAAUGGUUUUCCAAAGGCUUUGUGGCCAUGAAGCCCUUUGAAUGAAAAUUAUGUGGAAGCCCAGAGUAAAAAUGAAGCUGCUCUGGGUGAAGAAGUGAAGCAAGCAUAGAAGCCCGAAGCCUGCCACAGCAUCUUCCUUUACUACCAUGGUGACACCGAGGAGACUUCCUUACAACACCUAGAACUCUUCAGAACACAGUUUGAAAACCACUGCCCUAGACAGCAAUAUAUUUGACCUGAAUGGCAUUCUGAUCUUUUUCUGUACCUCCAUUCAACAUCAUCCAUGUUCAGUCAAUGCCAAACAUUUCUUAGGAAUACUGUGUACAAACUUAGAGAAGUGCAAGAAGAUGGGCAUGUCUUUGCCCCCAAGAAUAGUCAUGUGGACUGAAAGUGCUGUUAAGUGAACCUAGUUAACAGCCUUACACCUCAGAUGAACUUCCAGUUACUGUAAUUGGAUGUAGCCAGAGAGCAAUUCUAUGCACCCUAUACUGACAAACCCCUUCAACUUCUUUCACAAACAAGAUACUCCAGUGGUACUUGAAGUGGAUGAUUUGAAGUCUUGAUUCUCCAUGGAUACCUGAAUUGUUGGCAAGCUGUUAUUGAAGGUGAUGCCUCAUUGAGGCCAUAAUAGACCAACAUGGAUAUUUAUGCUCUCAUCAGCCCUGGUACUCUACCUUAUGUGCAAGAGAUAGCCAUUAACUAUGAAAGCAGAAUUCACAUCCAGCAAAUCCUAAAAGGACUCAAUACUUGUUCAUCAGUCAUCUUUUCAAACUGCAAGUCACUGUAUUGCUCACCAGUGACAGUUACGCUGUUCCUUGGUUUUAUUCAGUUUUUCUACCAUUUCUGAGAUAACUGAGCUCAUAACCUUUUUGUAAAAUGAUUCCUUCACUGGCAUAUCUGCCUGUUUGCCAAUAUUAUGACCACUCAGUACUAACUUUAUGAAACAGCUGAUCCUCAAGAGACAAUCUUUGAAUAUACUGUCUCAUAAACGUGAUAUAAAAUGUAACCAUUGGAGAAGUUCUUCUAGCCAAUGAGAGAUGUUCUUUUAAGAUGAGACUCCUUCUGAUGUCUGAAGAACUAUCAGUGGUAGGAAUAGUUGGAGGCAGGCACUUUGACCAGGCCAUGAUAGCUAGCUUACUUGCUCUCGUAUUUCAAAUAUCUUAUUGCCUACAUUUUUGCUGGAAACAUAGACUGACUUGAAAAAAAAAUCUACAAAGACUGCAGCUGAAGAUUUUAUUAGUAGACUCGAGAGCCUCUCUUGUGGAAUCACAUCUGUCCCAAUGCUGUCACCUUACACUGAGAGUGGCUGACUAUAUUCCUUGCGAUGGGAUAUUCUCAGGCAUUAAGCUGACCUGUUUCUGUAGGAAAGAUUCAAUUCAUGAACUCUGAGACCAUGUUGGACAAGGAGACUUGUGAAAAAAUCUCAUCCCUUUUAUGUCACAAUUUAAGGUCCAGCUAUUCUGAGCUACUCUAAUGAAUGCACUGUUUAAACAUUGGGAAUACUUAUAUCCCUGUCUCUGAUGCUGUAGACUAACAGUAACUAUAUGACUCGCUCUCCAUGUCAUCAAACAAGGCCUAGGUCUGGUUCCUCUAGACUGCUCACCCUCAACAAACAAAAAAAAAUUGGAUGUUGAUUAGCCUGCUUCUAUAUACAACCAUUAUUUAUAAAAGAGAAUAUUAUCUUCAAGCACAGUUUUCUACCUUUCAGUUGUCAGCUCUUAUUUUCCCAUACUUUACAAAAGAUGUUGAUCUACACUGCCAGUCAUUACCUCUAAUACUGUCCUCAGUAAAAAUGAGUUCUAAGAUGAGGAUGAUCAUCUGCUCAAGAGUCUUUAAUGUACACUGCAUAUAAGAAUUGGUGAUUGGAAAAGCCAAAAGUCUAAACUUAAACCUAGGAGCUUGCCUACUAUCUUCAUGCCUCAGAGAUGAGCUGAGUUACAGAAGGUGAAAACUUGAUUACCAAAGAAAGUAGGGCCAACUUUGACAAACAUGGCUCUGCUGCCCAGUAUAGCUCCCAGAUGUAGCAUGGGCUCCUAAACAGAACCUCAAGUCUGGACUAAGGAUAUGGCCUUCUCAGCUGAAAGUUCUUGGGCAGAUGAGCAAGAAAAUGAAAGCUGAUGUGCCUGACUGGCCUUUAAGAUUGGAAAAUGAUAUCUAGACCAGCCCUAUUGAUUAACCCUAGAGUAACCAGGGUAAAACUCAUUUACAGAGCUUCAAUAUUAAUCUACCUGUUCUUCCAGAUCAUAUUCUGACUAAUGGUAUGUUUGGCCCAACUGAAGGUACCUUGUUUGUUUGCCUGCCUUUUUUGACAUGUUGCUGCAAUCACAUUGACCUAUACCUGAUUUCAGCCUAUCUUGUGCCUAAUUCCACCAAGGAUUUCUGAAUAGAAGCAACUCACACCUCGCUCUGUCAGAACUUACUGUUCACAACAGGAAGAACCAUGCUGUGUACUCCUUGACCAGCACCUUUUAAAGUUUUUAGGUAUAGAGUAAGCUUCUAUGCUAAUCUACUGUUUGAUCAUUUCCAUCACCUGGGACCUUGCUAUCCUAUCUGGAAGGAGUACAGCAGAUCAGAAGCAGUAUCAGUUCUGUCUUCAGUAAUAACAGAGAUGAGUCUGGUCUACCAGUACUCACAAGAAUGUACCAGUUCAACUUGGCAAAAGACUUGAACACAAGAAAAGUUUUCUGUUCACCUUAAAAUUUACCACUGACUCAACCUCAUAGAAUUUUUUGCCAGUGAGAGGCAAGUUACCUUCAUGUCAGAUGGUUGGGCUCUCAGAUUCACGACCACUGAGUUUUCUUGUGGUGUCAUCCAUAGUAUGCUGUUGGACAUUAUUAUUCCAUUCAAAUGGACUACAGGCUUCCUGAGAACAAAUUUAACCCACAUGGCGGUUUUUUUAAGAAUGCUUUUAUUACCAAGGAAGAAACAGUGGCCAGCCGUUACCAUUCAACUUCAAGAGCAGAGGUGAAGCUUUUAGGUUGUCUCAUCUGAUUCUGGACAUCAGUUGUUUGGUUGCCUAGCAUCUAUUCCAUCUUAUUGUAACAACUCCCUGAUGUUCCUUGGGACGACCUCUUUUUUUCAGUCCAUGUGGUUUGAGCAGUCUGACCCACCCUUGGGCUUUGUGGGUGGACAUGUAAUUUGGACCUCAUCAAUUAGCAAAUCCAUCUCCUUGACCAUGGUGAUUGGUUCAGGAAUGGUUACGUGAUUCAAUUUGGUCCAGUGAUACUCAACCUUAAGAGUUAAUAAACUGGAGGAAGAGAAGCUCUCUUUAUUGAGGUGCUUUAGCUUUGUAGAAUAAGAAGCUCAAAUAGGGCCUACCACAUUAACUGAACCAUUUAAAGAACGAAGCCAACACAGAGGAAAGCAGAGCCAAAAUAUAGAGAGACUUGAAUCCUGAAAACAACAUUUGUGCCCCUGGAUCCAACCGUGCCUGAAGCUACUAUAUCCCCUGGACUUUUCAGUUAUGUGAACCAAUAAAUACUCUUUUUUGCUUAA
Molecule: messenger RNA, 7005 nt
Organism: Nycticebus coucang (slow loris)
Lineage: Eukaryota; Metazoa; Chordata; Mammalia; Primates; Lorisidae
Gene: TUG1
Product: taurine up-regulated 1
Exons: 6
Coding region: 1-708 (235 amino acids)
Source: RefSeq, a predicted model, not a curated record